UGUGGUUUUAGUGGUUAUUCCUCGUCCCGGAUCAUGUUGUAGGUCGCUGUCGGACUUACUGAUCACUGCACCCGCUGCCAUUCUGCUCUCGAGCGUUUGUAAGCGUCCCCGCUCAAUGCGCUUGCGAGUAUGGACACGAAGGGCUGCCAUUUGACGCUUGCAAGGUAUCUGGACGAUGCUCAUUGCGCAUGCACGCGCUUCGCAGAUCAUCCAUCUCUAUUCCUAUAAACCAACUGGGCAGCCAAUUGGUUGGUUUGGUGAAGAGGGCUCUCAAUGGGUAACAUUGUGAUUAGACCGCAGGAUUCCAUAGAACUUUACAAUUUGUUGCCCCAGGUCAUGAUGAGCUGCGAGAUGUGAUGUGUGUGCACAAGCCUUCUCUCCAGUGUUUUUUUGUCAAAACUCUCAUCGACUUUUUGAUUGUGAACAAUCCUUGGUAUCAGCAAUGCAGAGUCAAAUAUAUGAAUGACUUGUUCAAUAUGUGUGAUGGUGAUGUGGAUACUGGUGUUCCGCGAGUGUUGGAGAUAUGUCGUAAAGAAGCGAGGCCAUCGUUUCACGUCGAGUAACAACGAUUCAACCUUGGCUGUCGGCAAUUUGGUGUGCCUUUCGACGGCCCAUCGAUGUCGACAGUAUCUCAAGAUCUCAACAAGAACAACAGGCGAGUGGCAAAGUGUAUGUCCCGCUUUGACGGACCCUACAAAGUGGUGUCAACCAACUGUGUAUAUGUGAAAGGUGCCGGUUCCAGUUGGGUUCCAGAGUGCCCGGAAGGAGCCGGCACCACACGUCCAGCUGAGCGAGAGUGUUCGGCUCUUCGUUGUUUCUUCUCUGUUCCACACGUCCUAGUCGCUCGUACCUACAGUCUCCUCGCUCGUUUCUCGUAUUUUCGCCCACCCUCCACUCCCAUUAUCGUCACAACUAUAAUCAUAUUCAUGUCAUAUUGGAUUAUAUCUCGAAUACCCGUACAUGCAUACCUGUCAUCGUAUCUAGCUAUCUUAUCGCAUAUAAUGGUCAUCCGACAGUCCGCCUGUCGAGUUUGUUUCCCGCCCACCCGGCGGCAAUCUCGUCAGCGUCCAACGCUCGGCACGAAGCUGGAUAUCUCUUACACUCUAGAUCUACCUGAACAUACUAGCAUGAGGAUUAGCCGACAACCAUCACAAGGGUCCUGGGAUGCCCGGAGGACCGUGGUAUGGC
This is a messenger RNA of Suillus discolor, 1188 nucleotides long. RefSeq lists its product as uncharacterized. The record is from RefSeq and is a predicted model, not a curated record. Bases 463 to 726 code for a protein of 87 amino acids. NCBI's taxonomy places the organism in Eukaryota, Fungi, Basidiomycota, Agaricomycetes, Boletales, Suillaceae. The transcript has 2 exons.